Messenger RNA from Paracoccidioides brasiliensis Pb18, 549 nucleotides. RefSeq lists its product as uncharacterized. The coding region runs from base 1 to 549 and encodes 182 amino acids. The transcript is spliced from 2 exons. The record is from RefSeq and is a predicted model, not a curated record.
AUGCAAUUCAAACUCCUCACCAUCCUGGCUCUCACCUCGUCUCUUGUCGUAGCUGACGAGGUUGCUGGCCGUGAUCUUCAAGACGAUCUUAACUCCAUCGGCGCCGGUAUCGCCUCACAAGUGAAAAACAACAUCGACUCAUUUGCAACCAUCCUCGCCGGCGUCCCACCAGAUGUUAUGUCCGUCCUCAUUACCGCCGUUCCUCAGCCUACCGGCACUGACCUCAGUGGCUACUUCAACUCCCUCAUCAGCGAUGUCAAGGACGGCACACCUCCGGCCUGGUACACCGGCCUUCCCAACAAUGCCAAGAUCUUCCUCAGUUCUAAGGCCUCUCAGCUAGCUUCUGCAGUUCCCACCGGCCUUCUACCCACCGACGGUUCUGGUCGUACUGGCGGCCCGACAGCAACUGGCAAUGCCGCAACAACGACUGGCGCCAAACCGACCUCAAGCGCUCAACCAAAUGGAAAUGCUCCAGCCAGGCCAGCAGGUGCCAUUCUGGGCUGCAUUGCUGGAGUAGCUGGUGUGCUUGGUCUAGCUAUCCUGUUGUAA